UCUAUCUUUCACUAUCUAUCUGUCAUGGUUAAAGAGGAGGUUUUUGACCCAGGAUUUAUGGCCAUCAAAAAAGAGGUUAGUGACCCCAGAUAUGGAAUCGAUAGAGUCAUUAAGGAGGAGAUUUAUGACCCUGCAUCUGAAAUCAUUACAACAGGAUGUGAAGGAGAGAACAUUUCAUUUAAAGCGGAUCUUAAACUCAAGGACUGUCCAGAUCUGAAGCACACAGUACAUUUGGGAAGUGUAAUAGUCAAGAAGGAAUUGACUGAGGAGCUGGAGGACAACUACUACUGCAGAAGUCCAAAAGAGGACGCAGUGUCAACUUCGAUCAACAAGCCUUUAAUAAACAGGAUGUUCUGGAAAUAUGUCAGGGAAGAUAUGCAAACAAUCCAAAUCGCAUUGUCUGACUUUCCCAGUCUUCCUCUUGUGAAGAUGUACAUCACUUCAGAAGGUCUAACCCGCGGAGAGUCAAAUGAGUCAAAGAACUGCUCAAGUAAAUCAACCAGAGAUGCAGAGGAGAUUGUUGAACCAACAGCCAUAAUGAUGCUGGAAACAGUCCCCAACAAUACAUCACUUUAUGUAUGCACUCAAUGUGGAAAAAAGUUUACAACUAAACGAAAACUUGAACAACAUGAGAAGAAUCACAGCAGACAGAAGCUUUAUAAGUGUACCCGCUGUGGAAGGAAGUUCACAUCCAAGUUCUUUCUUCAAAGACACGAGUGGCUUCAUGCCAGAGAAAAAACUUACAGUUGUACCAAAUGUACAAUGACAUUCGUGAAGAAAAACAAACUUGAGCAACACUUGCAGAAGCACAUUACACUUGAUUUUUGUUGUCCCGAUUGUGGUGUAAAGUUUAUAGAUAAAGUUAGUCUUGACUACCACCAGAAAGGUCACAUAAAGACAUCUAACCGCUGUACAGAAUGCGGUAAAGGAUUUACAAAUAAGUACUCUCUUAAACGACACAGUAUGGUUCACACUGGAGAGAGACCUCAUAUUUGCAGUGAAUGUGGGAAGAACUUUGUCAGGAGACAACAUUUACAAAUCCAUCAGAGAAUUCAUACCGGUGAAAAGCCAUAUUGUUGCAGUAAAUGUGGAAUGAAGUUUGCAUGGAAACAUCAGUUUCAGAAUCACGACAUUUUUCAUACUGGAGUGAAGCCACACUGUUGUAAGAUAUGUGGAAAGAGAUUUCGUGAGCAACAUCAUCUCCAAUGCCACUAUCAAAAUCACAUGGGGAAGAAGCGGUUUGAGUGCACUGAAUGUGGACAGAGGUUCACCUUGAAGACCAGUCUUCAAAGUCAUGAAAAAAUUCACACUGGAGAGAAGCCCUAUUGCUGUUCAGAGUGUGGGAAAUGUUUCAUACAGAAGAAUAGCCUUAGGCGACAUCAGAUGACUCACACAGAAGACAAGCCGUACUGCUGUGCGGAGUGCGGGAAGCGGUUUAUACGCAACAGUCAGCUUGAGGGGCAUCAGAAGCAGCACACCGGUGUGAUUUUAGUUAAAAUGGGACAUGGCAGCAAGCCUUGAGUGGCAGGCUAAAAAUCAAAUAUGCUUUCAUAAAUUGGAUGGUCACGUAAUUGAACCUAAGAUAAGUUAA
This is a messenger RNA of Erpetoichthys calabaricus (reedfish), 1591 nucleotides long. RefSeq names its product gastrula zinc finger protein XlCGF26.1-like. The record is from RefSeq and is a predicted model, not a curated record. Gene Ontology annotation, biological process: negative regulation of transcription by RNA polymerase II. The transcript is spliced from 2 exons. Lineage: Eukaryota; Metazoa; Chordata; Cladistia; Polypteriformes; Polypteridae. Gene Ontology annotation, molecular function: DNA-binding transcription repressor activity, RNA polymerase II-specific. Bases 25 to 1521 code for a protein of 498 amino acids.